Messenger RNA from Aplosporella prunicola CBS 121167, 399 nucleotides. RefSeq lists its product as uncharacterized. The record is from RefSeq and is a predicted model, not a curated record. Gene Ontology annotation, molecular function: structural constituent of ribosome; large ribosomal subunit rRNA binding. Gene Ontology annotation, biological process: translation. Gene Ontology annotation, cellular component: ribosome; mitochondrial large ribosomal subunit. The transcript has 4 exons. Bases 1 to 399 code for a protein of 132 amino acids. Lineage: Eukaryota; Fungi; Ascomycota; Dothideomycetes; Botryosphaeriales; Aplosporellaceae.
AUGAUCCAGCUCAAGUCCCUCGUCAACUGCAUCGACAACUCCGGCGCCGCCAUCGUCGAGUGCGUCCAGGUCUUGCGCAAGAAGGCCGCCGCGUCGAUCGGUGACCGCAUCAUUGUUGUCGUGCAGAAGCAGCGUGCUUUCGGUGCCGACUCCGGCAGCGUCUCCGUCAGCGCUGCGAACAAGGUGCGCCGUGGUGACAUCCGGCACGCCGUCGUCGUUCGCACGGCCAAGAAGAUCCAGAGGCCAGACGGCUCGGUCGUCAGGUUCGACGAUAAUGCGUGCGUCUUGAUAAAUAAGUCUGGCGAGCCUAUUGGAACCCGUCUUAACGGUGUCGUUGGAGCUGAGCUCCGCAAGACGCAAUGGUCCAAGAUUCUCUCUAUGGCCCCGCAGCAUGUGUAA